AGAAAAAUUUUUUUUAAUAUUAAUUUGAUGAGAGAUUUAAUGCGAAAGGAGCUCAAUAUUCAUUUUCCACACAGUUUAGUAUUUUUCUUAAAGGAACGAAAUAUCGGUAGAGAGUUUUUUUCUUUUUCCUUUUUUUUUCUUUUAGUGACCGCCCUUUAACUCACCAAGCCCUUCCUCUCAGGACUUUCCAAGAUUUCCAGCGCAAAAACAGCGAGCGCAACAUUUCCAAUCUUUCAUCAUCAAACUUUUCUCCUUUUGCGGAAAUGGUUUGCUCGCUUUCUUUGCACAGCUCGGACUAAGUUCAGCAACACUAUGUGGCUUCCUUGCAAAUGCACUACGAAGUAUGUGGCUGCCAUCAGACGUGGCGUCUCGGCAUCUUUUCUUCAUGUUUUGCGCCGCGGCAGGAGCAGCUGGAACUCGGCGGCCUUCAUGCCGGAGUCGGCGGGCUUCGAGGGCGUUUCUGGCCGCGACGCUCUGCACGACUACUCGGUCUCCCACGGCGAGAGCUUCUGGGACGCCGUGGCCCGCCAGAGGCUGAGCUGGAUCCGACCUUUCGACGCUGUGCAGGACUGCGAUCUGAGCCAAGGGAGGAUUAAGUGGUUCGAGGGCGGAAAGCUGAACGUCUCCGUGAACUGCUUGGACCGCCAUGUGCACACCUGUCCAGAGAGAGUGGCCCUGAUAUGGGAGAGGGAUGAGCAGGGGUCAGAGGUCAGGUACACAUACAGGGAGCUACUGGAGAUGACAUGCCGCUUGGGGAACCUGUUGAGGCGGUACGGCGUAAAGAAGGGGGACUGCGUCACCAUCUACAUGCCCACCUGCCCUCUGGCUGUGGCGUCCAUGUUGGCCUGUGCCCGGAUUGGUGCUGCUCACAAUGUGGUGUUUGCAGGCUUCAGUUCAGAAGCCCUGGCAGAGCGCAUAAGAGACGCUCAGUCCAGCACCGUCAUCACCGUGAACCAGGGCGUCCGGGGCGGGAAGAUCACAGAGCUGAAGAGGACGGUGGACGCAGCCGUCCAGAGCUGUCCGACUGUCCAGCAGGUGUUUGUGGCCAUGAGAACUGAAAAACAAGUCGAGAUGACAGACAGGGACUUCGCCUUGGAGGAGGAGAUGCUAAAGGAGGACGUGGUGUGUGAGCCAGCUGCUAUGGACAGCGAGGACGUCCUGUUCCUAUUGUACACAUCUGGUAGCACGGGGAAGCCCAAAGGCCUGGUCCACACGCAGGCUGGAUACCUGCUUUUUGCUGCUCUCACACACAGGUACGUCUUCGGCUACCAUGACGGGGACGUGUUCGGCUGUGUGGCAGAUAUAGGCUGGAUUACUGGACACAGUUACACAGUGUACGGGCCCCUGGCCAAUGGAGGGACCACCGUUCUGUUUGAGAGCACUCCAGUGUAUCCUGACCCAGGGAGAUACUGGGACAUGGUGGAGAGGCUGAGGAUCAACCAGUUUUACGGCGCUCCCACUGCAAUCCGCCUCCUGAUCAAAUACGGAGACCAGUGGGUGAAGAAGUACGACCGCUCCUCCCUCACCACACUCGGCUCUGUGGGUGAGCCGAUCAACACAGAAGCGUGGGAGUGGUACAACAGGGUGGUCGGCGAAGGACGCUGUCCUGUAGUGGACACCUGGUGGCAAACCGAAACAGGCGGCAUCUGCAUCGCCCCAAAGCCGUCAGAACCAGACGCAGAGAUUGUCCCGGGGAUGGCCAUGAGACCCUUCUUUGGCAUCAAGCCGGUGCUCAUGGACACUGAGGGAAAGUUACUGACUUCCAACAACACAUCCGGAGCUCUGUGUAUGGCUCAGCCGUGGCCCGGCAUGGCAAGAACCAUUCACAACAACCACCAGAGAUUCCUUGAGACCUACUUCCAACCUUAUCCAGGGUACUUCUUCACGGGUGAUGGAGCCUAUCGUUCUCAGGAGGGUUACUACCAGAUCACAGGGCGUCUGGAUGACGUAAUCAACGUCAGCGGCCACAGGAUCGGGACAGCAGAGAUAGAGGACGUAGUGAAUCAGUGUAGUGCAGUGGCUGAGUCUGCAGUUAUUGGAUACUCUCAUAACAUCAAGGGUCAAGGAGUUUACGCCUUCGUGGUCCUGAAGAAGGGUGUAGACAUACAGGAGGCGGAUCUGUCCAAGCAGCUGAACAACAUGGUGUCUGAAAAGAUUGCCAAGUAUGCUUGUCCUGACUUCAUUCAGUUGGCUAAACGGUUGCCUAAGACGCGUUCGGGAAAGAUCAUGCGGCGCGUUCUGCGCAAAGUUGUGGACUCUGACCUGGAUGGUUUGGGGGACCUGAGCACGCUGGACGAUCCAGCAGCGGUUCAGGAGAUCAUCGAAGGCCAUGAAAAGCUCUUAAGUAAAUAAGAAGCAUCGGAGUAACUUUCCUGAAAACAAUGAAAUGUAAAGGAGGCUGUGAAGGAUAACUUGCACAUUCCCAUCAACCACACGUGCCUUUAAAGAAAAACUUAUUUUAAUCACCAAACGUUUCAUUAGAUUGUACAUAUAAAUCUAUUUUAACAAUCCAUGUAUCUUCAUUAUAAGACUGUGAAACUUUCAGAUGUGGUUAUUGAAUAACACCGUUGCAAAAAUAACUUUAAUGCACUUAAGAAGUGUUUUUCUAUGUGAUUUGUGACACAAUAAAAAGUUUUUUGGGUCCAGUU
Messenger RNA from Xiphophorus hellerii (green swordtail), 2648 nucleotides. RefSeq names its product acyl-CoA synthetase short chain family member 1 (gene acss1). The transcript has 14 exons. Lineage: Eukaryota; Metazoa; Chordata; Actinopteri; Cyprinodontiformes; Poeciliidae. The coding region runs from base 313 to 2352 and encodes 679 amino acids. Gene Ontology annotation, molecular function: AMP binding; acetyl-CoA synthetase activity. Gene Ontology annotation, cellular component: mitochondrion. The record is from RefSeq and is a predicted model, not a curated record.